Cyprinodon tularosa is the source of this 7342-nucleotide messenger RNA. It is a transcript of the gene ksr2, whose product is annotated as kinase suppressor of ras 2. The coding region runs from base 555 to 3437 and encodes 960 amino acids. The transcript is spliced from 21 exons. Gene Ontology annotation, biological process: protein phosphorylation. Lineage: Eukaryota; Metazoa; Chordata; Actinopteri; Cyprinodontiformes; Cyprinodontidae. Gene Ontology annotation, molecular function: ATP binding; protein kinase activity. The record is from RefSeq and is a predicted model, not a curated record.
CGCUGCGAUGCUGUUGCUGUGGGUUUGAUUGACAGGAAACAUGUCGGUGUGGUGGGAACGAACCGGGAUGCAGCUGCUGCCAAGGGAGACAGGGAGUACCUGCAUCCAGUCCACACACCACAACCUUUAAACCAUCAACCAGGCUUCUCCUCCCGAUCCGGCUGCUUAUGAUGCGCUGAGCAGCAUCAUCUCUCUUCUUUUUUUUUUUCUUUUUUCUUUUUCUUUCUAAGGGGACACCGAUGGAUGCUGCGUCCAAGCGCGUCCUCCGACUCGAUGUCUUUACAUCGUGCCUGAUCUAGCCUCCAUCCAGAGACACCUUGAUGAUCCAGCAGGACUGAGAACUACUGUUACAAUGGAGUCCACUCUCUCACGGGUCAAAUAAAACCUACAGCAUCUCGUUUCAUGGCGUUCUGCAGGUUGCUCUGUUCCAUGGGAUCAUUUCUUUUUCCAAAUCAGUGAUAUUCUCGCUCCUAUAAUUUAAUUUAUUUUUUAUUUUAAAAGCGCAAAAGGGGUAAAAAAAAAAUAAAAAAAAAACAUCCACCGGUCGCUAAACUAUGAACGAGGAGAUGACAAAAAGCGAGGAGCAGCAUCUGAGUUUGCAGAAAGCCUUGCAGCAGUGCGAGUUGGUGCAAAACAUGAUAGACAUAAGCAUUUCCAGUUUGGAGGGUUUAAGGACCAAAUGUGCCACAUCCAACGACCUGACACAAAAAGAGAUCCGAACCCUGGAGGGUAAGUUGGUGAAGUACUUCAGCCGCCAGCUGUCCUGCAAGUGCAAAGUGGCCUUAGAAGAGCGCAGUGCAGAGCUGGAGGACUUCCCUCGCCUCGACCACUGGUUCCGCAUUGUUAAUCUAAGGAAGGAGGUGGCUGAGGAGAUGAAUGCAGGCGAGGUGACUUUAGAAGGCCUGUUGGAGAUGAGUGAAGAUCAAGUGUGUGAGCUGUUGCAGAAGUUUGGUGCCAAUGAAGAAGAAUGCGCCCGACUAAACGCCUCCCUCUCCUGCCUCAAGAAAGCUCACCAACUCGAACAACUUGAGGAGGAUAAGUUGCACACUAACGGAGGGAGUCAGGCAAAACAGGACUGGUCUAUUCAGUGGCCCACCUCUGAAUCUGGAAAGGAAAACACUCCAGUUUGCCAGCCAGAGGCCAGCCAGUGGAUUCGUUUUCAGCUUUCCCAAAGUCCCAAAGUUCAGUCCAAGUACAACCAGCACAUGUGCCACAGUCCACAAGCCCUGGCGCCCCCUUUCUACACUGAUCGACUUACUGUUGACAACCCAGCCACAGGACUCUUCCCUUCCUUUGACUAUGGUCACCGUUCCCUUCCACCGUCGCCUCGUCAGAGGCAUUUUGGCCACACACCUCCUCGGACUCCUUUGGUGGUCAACACAAUGACUCCACCAGGCACUCCCCCAAUGAGACGAAGGAACAAAGUUAAGGCCCCUGGAACACCACCACCACCAAGCCGCAAGCUUAUCUAUCUCCUGCCUGGCUUCACUGCACUGCAUCGGAGCAAAUCCCAUGAAUUCCAGCUGGGGAACCGAUUGGAUGACUCACAGACGCCAAAAGCCAAGAAGAAGACCAAGCCCUUGAACCUUAAGAUUCACAGCAGUGUGGGGAGCUGUGAGAAUCUUCCCACGCAACGGUCACCGCUCCACAACGAACAAUCUCUGCGAUCCUUCUUCUUUCCCUCUUUCAUCCCUUCCACACCUCCCGUUCAUGCUGAAACACCCUCUGCAAACACUCUUUCAGUGCCUCGCUGGUCCCCACAGAUUCCCCGAAGAGAUCUGGGAAACUCAAUAAAACACAGGUUUUCCACCAAGUACUGGAUGUCGCAGACAUGCAUAGUAUGUGGAAAGGGAAUGUUGUUUGGACUAAAAUGUAAAAACUGCAAGCUGAAGUGCCACAACAAAUGCACCAAAGAAGCCCCACCUUGCCAUUUACUGAUUAUACAGCGAGGUGGACGAGAAUCCCUCAAAGAUCAACCAGGAUCAAUUCAAGUUGCUCGUCUGGUACGGACUGAAUCAGUGCCAUGUGACAUCAACAACCCGCUCAGGUACACAGACCUGCAUAUCAGUCAGACGCUCCCUAAAACCAACAAAAUAAACAAGGAUCACAUCCCAGUUCCUUACCAACCAGACUCCAGCAGUAAUCCUUCUUCCACCACUUCCUCCACUCCAUCCUCCCCAGCUCCUCCCUUGCCAAGCAGUGCCACACCACCAUCACCAUUACAUCCAUCCCCACAGUCAGCACGGCAACAAAAACAGUUUAAUCUGACAGCCUCCAGUUAUUUCAAAUACAAGCAACAAUUCAUUUUCCCUGAUGUUACUCCAGAGGCACCUCCCAGUAGAGCACCGCAAGUCAUUCUGCACCCGGUCCUCUCUGAACAAGGGAUCGAAGGCAAUCCUUUACUUCAAAUCGAAGUUGAACCUACUUCAGAUAAUGAUGAUGGUAACAACGAGGACUCUGGUGAUGAGUUUGAGGAGAUGAAUUUGUCCCUUCUGUCUGCUCGCAACUUCCCACGUAAAGCCAGCCAGACGAGCAUCUUCCUACAGGAGUGGGACAUUCCCUUUGAACAGCUGGAGAUUGGAGAGAUGAUCGGCAAAGGGCGCUUCGGCAAGGUGUUCCAUGGACGAUGGCAUGGGGAGGUUGCCAUCAGAUUGAUCGACAUAGAGCGGGACAACGAAGACCAGCUGAAGGCCUUUAAACGUGAGGUGAUGGCAUACCGCAACACUCGACAUGAGAACGUAGUGUUGUUUAUGGGGGUGUGCAUGAGCCCACCGCAUCUGGCCAUCAUCACCAGCUUGUGUAAAGGCAGAACACUUUACUCUGUAGUGAGGGAUGCCAAGGUUGUUCUAGAUGUUAACAAGACACGACAGAUUGCACAAGAGAUGGUCAAGGGGAUGGGCUACCUUCAUGCGAAGGGGAUUUUACACAAAGACAUGAAGUCCAAGAACGUGUUUUAUGAUAAUGGGAAAGUCGUCAUCACUGACUUUGGACUUUUUACCAUAUCUGGAGUCCUGCAGGCUGGCAGUCGGAGAGAAGACAAACUGAGAAUCCCCAAUGGCUGGCUUUGUCACCUGGCCCCAGAAAUCAUCCAGCAGCUUUCUCCAGACACGGAGGAGGACAAACUUCCUUUCUCCAAACAGUCAGACGUCUUUGCUUUCGGCACCAUCUGGUAUGAAUUACAUGCACGUGAGUGGCCUUACAAGAGUCAGCCAGCGGAGGUGAUCAUAUGGCAGAUUGGAAGUGGUAUGAAGCCCAACCUUGCCCAAACUGGGAUGGGGAAGGAAAUACUGGACAUUUUGCUAAUGUGUUGGGCGUACAAGCCAGAAGAGCGGCCCAGCUUCUCCAAGCUCGUAGAUUUACUGGAAAAGUUGCCAAAAAGGAACCGCCGCCUUUCCCAUCCAGGGCACUUCUGGAAGUCAGCUGAGUAUGUUAAAUGAGUUAAGGCCAUAAAACAACAGUCCACUCCUUUUACAAAACAUCUGCCAUAACUCUGCAUAAAUAGACCACCUCUUUAGAGAAUGCACUGAAUCAUAAAUCCAGCCGAGUGGUGAAAAACUGCCCAUGCUGUGUGUUUCUCAAUGGAAUGUUGGCAUUUGUGUGUACAGAUGAGUUGACUGUCCACUUCCUUAAUGCAGCCGGGACUCAUGUUUUCUUUAAUUUGAUGUUAAACACACUGUAUAUAUCUUAUUUUUUCAGUCUUUUAUGAGUGACUUGUUUGCCUCAUUAUAUUUAAUUUGUUUCUUUGAUGUAACUUGCUUGUAACUUUCAACAGAUCACAUCAUCUAAAAAAAACAUGUCUGAGAACAAAUGUAAUUAUGAUUUCUGUUUUGCUUUUUUGUUUUGAAUGAAUGUAGCUGUUGUACAUCACAUACUGGGCAUAUCCUUAACAUUUUCUUAUCAUCCCAUUUGUCAGUCAUUUCUGUAGGCACAUGUUGUCAUAGUUACCUCAUGUUUUUUCCAUGUAUGAAUGUCCUCUCAUUGUGUUUGUUGAACUUAAUUGUCCUUUUAUUUCCACUCUAACAUUUGAAUGUUAAGGAGGCAGUGUUCCUGUUUGUUUGGGAAUGUGUCAGCCCAGCUCUUUGAUGAAAGACUGUACUCUCAUUAGAGGGAGCUUUGAAUUUUAUCUAUGAACACAGAGAUGUUUGAACAGUUGCAGCCUUUGAGCAGUCAGACCAGGAUUCCCUCACUCAAUGCUUUCCUGUGAAAAUUAGACUCUUGAAAUGUAUCCAAACUGUUGCUACAACUCAAUAUCGAAUAUGCUGUCACUGAGCCCUUUUCACCAUAACUAUUUCACUUCAAAUAAAGUAGGUAUAUAUGGGUACAUAUUAUAUCUCACAAAGAUAAAAAGCCAACACUUGCUGCUAUGUAGUCAGUUCUUCUGUUUUCAGAAAUAUUUCCCCUAAUAUGUGAACUUGCUGAACUCUAAAUAUAACAUAUUAUAAAAUUAUUGGUUCCUAAAUAGAAUAUGAAGGCCAAAAGGCUACUCUUCAUUAUCUUAUACAGGGUGUGAUUUUAAAGAAUUGCAAAACUGUUAAAUAUUGGGUGUUAUAGGUAAUUAUGAAUUUUUUUUUCUUUAGUUUGUAAAUCAAAACAUUGUUGGUUGAAAGCAGUGUUGUAGUCACUCAAAAAGAAAAGCAUUCAUUUUACUCUAUUCACAUGUUCAUUGAUAAAAUAUGUACCUAUGCCCCUUUUUGUAAAUCUUAAAAAAUACUUUAAUUUGUAAAUAAUUUAAAGUAAAAUCAAAUGUUAUUUUUUUUAUUUUGAAAAACUUAAAUUUUAAAAGUCUAAAGAUACAGUUGAUGUAAAAGACAAUACAUUUUCCAAUUUUAGGCCUUUGCAUAUCAGUUCAUAAUAUGAUUAAGAAGUUAAAAAUGGUUAAUCGAUAACAGAUCAUGUACUGAUCAACAUGCUGGAUAGCUUGCUCUUUUGUCCUCUAUGUGAUGGGUAGCAUUUUGUGAGAAAAAACAAUAGGGCUAGAAUAUCAAAAUAAACCCAAAAAUCCCAAACCUGAUCAAUUAAAUCUAGAUAAAUUUAAUUGCUCUCCCACUGACAAAAGAGUCCUGUCGAUCCUGUGAAAAGUUAAUGAACAGUAACUACUGUAGGAACUGGAGCCAGGGGCUGUAAUUUGAUAAAUUCAGAUGCAGCCCAAGUCUGGAUAGAUUUAAAAUUACAGAAGCGGAGAGUUUUUCUUCAUUUUUAAAUUUUUUUGGUGCUUAUUUCGGACAAUUGCUUCAUCAACAAUAAGCUGUUGUUGAAUUUGAAAACAAAUGAAAUCAAAUGAAGGGGUGGGAUUUUUCUUUCUUUUGAGUUAAUUUCUAAAAGUACAAAUGCAAGCUACCCAGACAAUCCUGGGGUCAAAAUGCCUGUCUAUUCUAUUUAAUUUAUUCUAGUCUAUUCUAUUUAAUCUAUUCUAUUCUGUUAAAUUCCAUUCUGUUCUUUUCUAUUCUAUUCUAAAAAGAUUUGAAAAACUUUUUAGAGCAUUUGUUCAGCCACUAUUUUUAACAGAUGCUGCUGAAGAUCAUUCUGUCCCUGCUGAAUCAUGAGUUAUAUUGACGUUUUUCUCUCAGCUUUUUUAUCUUGACCUGAUUUCUGACUGUGUUGUUUUUAUUCAAUGAUUUUCAUAUUUGAAUUUGAUCUAAAAUACAUUUUAAACAUAGGAACAGCCAAAUAUUUUUUACGUCCUGAUGUACAAAGUGCUAAAAUUGUACUUUCUGUACAUUUUUCCUUUAUAUUGCAACCUUUACAUUUCCAGCAAAUUUGACAGUUUAACUGAAGAAUCCUAUGAUCCUAUGUUUUCAAGUAUGACGACAUCAUUAUGUGACUAACCCCUAAGCGCUUCUCAGCAUUCCUGAAUAACUAUAGUAAACAUUAUUUACAGUGCUGCUAUCUACAGGUGUAGCAACAGACAUGUUUUAAUUAGCUGUUCUAAGAGGAGAUUUGUGAUCCUUCUGAAAAAAAAGUAUUUUCCUCCAAAGAUGUUUUUUUUAGUUCUAGACUGCAAAACAAACAUAAUGCUGCAAAUUCUAAAAAACAAAAACAAAAAAAACAGUCUUCCCUACUUUAAAAUUUUAACAUUGGCAGUCAACUUGAUUGAAUAUCAUGAAGAUUAAAAUAUCAACUUUUUACUCUUUUACUCUCAUCCAAUUCGUUUUUUGCUUUUUUUGUUUUUGACUACAACACUGCUAAGGUCACUCUGGAGCACCAAGCAAUCCUAAAUGUGCAAUAUUACUUUAAUUUCACAAAUAUCUUAUAAUAUUUUGUCCUUGUUAUACUCAAGUAACACCGCAAAGCAGGCAGAACUUUCCCUUUAACAUAUCAAGAGAGACAUAUCAACCUGCAUAUAACCCCAACCCAGGACAUUUUUCUACUUCAUGCUGUAUAUUAAAGUAUACUCUAGCUGUAUGUCUUAAACCUGAGUUGUAUUAUCUCAAAUCAUCAUGGAACAGUGCAUCACAUGAGCUGUAAACUGCUUUUAUUCUCUCCGGCCACAUCAGAUUGGCAGAGACAAUCUAAUCAUGUGAAAUAGCCAUUUUCUAACUCAUUAUAAACACAUCUGCCAGUGUUUGAAAAAUGCACAUUAAAAAUAUGCCUUUUUUGUUCUUUUUUUCAACAAUGGUUUGUCUCUUCAAAUACGGUUAGUGAAUCAUUUCAAAAUGUACUGUUUACAACUUUCAAGUGCAUGAGAAGGACUAACAUUGAUUUAAAAAAAAUAAUUCUUCACCACUAUAUAUACAGUAAACAUACAUAAAAAGUAUGUGAACUAUUUUCUGAUGCUGUUUGUUCAUAGAGCAGUUUCAUCUUUUAAUUUUACAUCAAGCUUUUGCUUAGAUUUUCAAUCGCUUUGAGAGGAUGAUUGUUUUAGUGUAUUUAUACGUAAACUGAAAGGUCAGGUUAGUAUUUUCAAUAAAGAAAGUUACAUCCUGUACAGAUGGAAAAAGUGAAAACAACCUGAUAGGAAAUCUGAUAUAUAACAUUCGUGCCAAGUGUACAUAACAGAUUGUAGAAUAUGUUUUAUCAUCACUUGCCAUAAUAUUUAUAUUCCUUGUGGGAUUUUUGAGCUUUUUUCUUUUGAAUGUAGAAAAUGUGUUGUGUUCUUCUUUUUGUUUUCCUUUUAUUUGGUUAUAUGAAUUCAUUUUCCUCCAUUUUAUUUCCAAUUGCAUUGAUUCUAUGUUGUUUCUUUUCCUUGAUUCUGUUCUUGUGUUGUAGAUUAUAGCUACCAAAACGCCUGUAUUUACUGAUACCUGAUAGUCCAUGGCUUAGUGAUGAGUAGUUUUUGGUCAUGAGCUCUUUUAUUUGCACUCAUCCUUUUAAAGUGUAUGAGAAUAAAAAAAAUCUGUUUUCA